CCCUGCUUCCUUUCACCCUGUCGGUACCCGUAGGUGGUUGUGGCCGCCGUGCCCAGAGGGAGGCAGCGGUGGCGGCGAAUGAUGCCUGGGAAACUCCUCUGGGGGGACAUUAUGGAGCUGGAGGCACCUUUGGAGGAGACCGAGAGCCAGAGGAAGGAGAGGCAAAAGAGUGAUAGAAGGAAGUCAAGGCACCAUUAUGACUCAGAUGAGAAAUCAGAAACAAGAGAAAAUGGUGUUGCAGAUGACCUGGAUGCUCCCAAACCCAAAAAAGCUAAAAUGAAAGAGAAACUAAAUGGUGACACUGAGGAAGGAUGUAAUAGACUUUCACAUGAAUUUUCUAAAUCUCAUAAGUCAAGAAGAAAAUAUCUGUCAAAUGGAGAUAUUGAUGAAUAUGAAAAAAAAUCAAAGCGAGUGUCAUCCUUAGAUAGUUCUACUCAUAAAUCAAGUGAUAAUAAACUAGAAGAGACCCUAACAUGUGAACGGAAAGAAGGAGCCUUCUCCAAUUUCCCUAUUUCUGAAGAGACUAUAAAGCUUCUGAAAGGUCGAGGGGUAACAUAUCUCUUUCCUAUUCAAGUUAAGACUUUUGGUCCUGUAUAUGAAGGAAAAGAUUUAAUUGCUCAAGCGCGGACAGGAACAGGAAAGACAUUCUCUUUUGCCAUCCCCUUGAUUGAAAGACUCCAAAGAAAUCAAGAGACAAUUAAAAAAAGCCGCUCACCAAAGGUACUUGUUUUGGCUCCUACAAGGGAACUGGCAAACCAAGUAGCCAAAGACUUCAAAGAUAUAACUAAGAAACUCAGUGUGGCGUGUUUUUAUGGUGGAACAUCAUAUCAAAGCCAAAUUAAUCAUAUUCGAAAUGGUAUUGACAUCUUAGUUGGGACCCCUGGUCGUAUCAAAGAUCAUCUGCAGAGCGGCCGAUUAGAUCUUUCUAAACUGCGCCACGUUGUGCUUGAUGAAGUGGAUCAAAUGUUAGAUUUAGGUUUUGCUGAACAAGUUGAAGAUAUUAUCCACGAAUCCUACAAAACUGAUUCUGAAGACAAUCCUCAGACUUUACUUUUUUCUGCAACUUGCCCACAGUGGGUAUACAAAGUUGCAAAAAAAUACAUGAAAUCCAGAUAUGAACAGGUUGACCUUGUUGGGAAAAUGACUCAAAAGGCUGCAACUACUGUGGAACAUCUGGCCAUCCAGUGCCAUUGGUCUCAGAGGCCAGCAGUUAUUGGAGAUGUCCUUCAAGUCUACAGUGGGUCUGAAGGGAGGGCUAUUAUCUUCUGUGAGACCAAAAAGAAUGUAACUGAAAUGGCCAUGAAUCCACACAUAAAACAGAAUGCCCAGUGUUUACAUGGUGAUAUUGCACAGUCACAAAGAGAAAUUACGCUGAAAGGCUUCAGAGAGGGUAGUUUUAAAGUUUUGGUGGCAACCAAUGUGGCUGCCCGUGGUUUGGACAUUCCUGAGGUUGACCUGGUGAUUCAGAGUUCACCUCCACAGGAUGUUGAGUCCUAUAUUCAUCGCUCUGGACGCACAGGUAGAGCUGGCCGGACAGGGAUUUGCAUAUGUUUUUAUCAACCAAGAGAAAGAGGUCACUUAAGAUAUGUGGAACAAAAAGCAGGAAUUACUUUUAAACGUGUAGGUGUUCCUUCUACAAUGGAUUUAGUUAAAUCUAAAAGCAUGGAUGCCAUCAGGUCUCUGGCUUCCGUUUCUUAUGCUGCUGUUGAUUUUUUCCGACCAUCAGCUCAGAGACUGAUAGAAGAGAAAGGGGCAGUGGAUGCAUUGGCUGCAGCAUUAGCCCACAUCUCUGGCGCAUCAAGUUUUGAACCACGUUCUUUGAUCACCUCUGAUAAGGGGUUUAUGACCAUGACUCUGGAAAGCCCAGAAGAAAUACAGGAUGUUAGCUGUGCUUGGAAAGAACUUAACAGAAAGCUGAGUAAUAAUGCGGUGUCCCAAAUUACCAGAAUGUGCCUCCUAAAAGGAAAUAUGGGUGUUUGCUUUGAUGUUCCCACAACUGAGUCAGAAAGGUUACAGCAGUACACGUUUAUCACAGACAACUAGAAACACAUGGAAGAAUAAAGUAAAAAAUAACAAGCACUCAUAAUCCUCACCCCCCCAGAGAUAACCGCUAUUAGCAUUUUGAAGCAUUUCCUCCCAUUGUCUGCAUUUUAAAAAAAUUGAAGUAUAAUUGACCUACAAAACUGUGUUAUUUCCAGGUACACAAUAUAGUGAUUCAAUAUUUCUAUAUAUUAUAAAAUGAUCACUAUGAUAAGUCUAGUUACUGUCACUGUUCAAAGAUAUUAAAAUAUAAUUGACUAUGUUCCCCAUGCUGUACAUUUCAUCCUUGUGAUUCAUUUAUUUUGUAACUGGAAGUUUGUACCUCUUGUUCUCUCUUACGUGUUUCACUCAUCCCCCCACCUCCCUCUCCUCUGGCAGCCACCUGUUUGUUCUCUGUAUCUGAGUCUGUUUCUGUUUUGUUCAUAAAACUUAGAAACUUUAGUGAAUGAGCUUUGAAUAUGUUUUUGUUUUCUGGUCUUCAGUUUUGUUCUAGAUACUUUGAACUUAAUGGCUAGGUGGGCUUUAGCUAAUGUAUAUGAAAAGAGUCUCCUAUAUUCACGUGUUUGCUUAUGGUUUCUAUU
Messenger RNA from Physeter macrocephalus (sperm whale), 2621 nucleotides. It is a transcript of the gene DDX50, whose product is annotated as DExD-box helicase 50. The transcript has 15 exons. The coding region runs from base 79 to 2043 and encodes 654 amino acids. Lineage: Eukaryota; Metazoa; Chordata; Mammalia; Artiodactyla; Physeteridae. The record is from RefSeq and is a predicted model, not a curated record. Gene Ontology annotation, molecular function: RNA binding; helicase activity; ATP binding.